AUGUAAACAUGCGAUAAUUUAAAUGAGACUUAAACUAGCACUCGUAAAAAAAAAAGUACAUGGUGCUUCCGCCUGCGUAGGUGCUUAAAAAAAAUAAAUGUCCACCUCUUCAGUCUUUACUCUUUACCACUGAAAAAUAAUGAUAUCCUGAUCAGAUUUAGGCCCUAAGUUAAUGGACCACGUAAGAUUAAAAAAAUUAAAUAAAAAAAAAAAAAAACACUACAAAAAUAGAAAAGAAAUAGCGGACGUCGAUGAAGCGAAGUUGUCAAAUUGCUUAUCUCCACUUUAAAAAUUACUCACGUCCUACUACACUACCAAACAAAUCAGCUCGCACAUCACACACACCCAUUUCUGGAGGCCACUAGUUUACAAUCUCGUCCCAGUUUAUCAAAUGAUUUAUUAAACCACAUUUUUGCAAAUAAACCAAUAUUUUUGUAUCCCAUUUAAUAAAAAAUUAUUGUUUUAUUUACGAAAAUAAAUAAGUAUGCUACGAUAACUCGAUAAGCUUGUAUUUUAUGGUAGUUUAUAAUCUAAUCUUAGGUACCAUUCUGAAUCCUAACCCUGUAACUCAUCGACUGCAGAGGGUUUCUUCUUUCCGCCGCCCUUUAACCCCUCUUCUGUCGCUGUUUUACGCCGCAGGCUCAUCCAUGGCUUCUUCUCUCUGUUUCUUGCCCUUCUUGCUAUUUGCUUUAUCCUCUGCUUCUGCUUCUACUUCUGCUACUGCUGAUUUAUUACAUGGAGGUGAAGAAAUUGAAGCUGUGGGGCAUGAUUUAUACCGGGAUUAUUUGAGGGAUGAAGCGGCCUCAAGAUUAAAUGAGCUGGGGAAGGUUAGUGAUGUGAAUGGCUAUCUUGAGAGGACUUUCUUGAGCCCUGCGUCUGUGAGGGCUGCAAACAUUAUCAGUCAAUGGAUGGAAGAUGCGGGUUUGAGAACGUGGGUAGACAUUAUGGGUAAUGUGCAUGGUCGGGUAGAUGGGAUGAAUGCAAGUGCUCCUGCUCUAUUGAUGGGAUCUCAUUUGGAUACUGUAGUCGAUGCUGGAAAGUUUGAUGGUGCGCUAGGUAUUGUAUCUACAAUAUCAGCCCUGAAGGUUUUGAAGGUGACCGAGAAGCUAGAAAACUUAAGGAACCCAGUUGAGGUGAUUGCAUUUAGUGAUGAAGAAGGUGUGAGAUUCCAGUCAACCUUCCUGGGGAGUGCUGCCAUUGCAGGCAUCUUACCGGCUUCCACAUUGAACAUAUCAGACAAGAGUGGGAUAACUUUACAAGAGGUCCUUAACAAAAAUGCUGUUGGGGUAACAGAGGACAAAUUUAUCCAGCUCAAGUAUCAGCCAGAGUCUGUGUUAGGUUAUGUUGAGGUUCACAUUGAACAGGGACCAGUUUUAGAAUCAGCCGGUAUUCCUCUUGGGGUAGUCAAAGGCAUAGCUGGGCAGACACGGUUAAAGGUAACAGUCUCAGGUUCACAAGGACAUGCAGGAACUGUCCCCAUGUCUAUGCGGCGUGAUCCUUUGGCAGCCGCUGCUGAAUUGAUUGUAUUACUUGAAAGCCUUUGUAAACAACCUCAAAAAUUUUUGUCCUAUGAUGAUGAUUGCAGUACAGUUGAAUCUCUUUUUGGUUCACUUGUUUGUACCGUAGGAGAAAUAUCACUGUGGCCAAGUGCCAGUAAUGUUAUCCCAGGACAGGUGACAUUUACUGUAGAUUUACGUGCUAUGGAUGAUGCUGGCCGUGAGGCUGUAUUGUAUGAAUUAUCAGCUAGAAUGUACAAUAUUUGUGAUAAAAGAUCAGUUUCAUGUGUAAUUGAGCGCAAGCAUGACGCCAAUGCUGUCAAAUGCGACAAUGAAUUGAGUUUGCAGCUCCAAUCGGCUGCCCUCACUGCAUUCAGGAAAAUGGCAGGUAAUGUUGAUGUUGAUGUGCCCAAAUUAAUGAGUGGGGCAGGGCAUGAUGCCAUGGCCAUGGCUCAUCUAACUAAGAUGGGCAUGCUCUUUGUUCGUUGUCGUGGAGGUAUCAGUCAUUCACCUGCAGAGCAUGUAUUAGAUGAUGAUGUUUGGGCUGCUGGUUUGGCAGUCUUAGCAUUUUUAGAGAAUCAUGUGUAGGAUUCAUGGCGAUGUUUCAAACAGCACAUCAAAUGUACAUAAGGUACCUGUCUGUUGUACAUAUAUAGACAGUAGCAGUUCAUUCAUAUUAGUUACAAUGCCUAUUAAGCGCUUUUGUUUGUUGUACCCUCUUGAUCUGUUAAAAUGUAAUAAUAAAUGUCAUUUUCAUUUGUAAAUGGCUUCAGUAGUUUUGUGCAAAAUUUUAUCUUGUUUUA
This is a messenger RNA of Chenopodium quinoa (quinoa), 2299 nucleotides long. Its product is annotated as allantoate deiminase 2-like. NCBI's taxonomy places the organism in Eukaryota, Viridiplantae, Streptophyta, Magnoliopsida, Caryophyllales, Amaranthaceae. Gene Ontology annotation, molecular function: hydrolase activity, acting on carbon-nitrogen (but not peptide) bonds, in linear amidines. Bases 516 to 2084 code for a protein of 522 amino acids. The transcript has 12 exons. The record is from RefSeq and is a predicted model, not a curated record.